Durusdinium trenchii is the source of this 1848-nucleotide messenger RNA. The record is from the annotation of a GenBank genome assembly. NCBI's taxonomy places the organism in Eukaryota, Dinophyceae, Suessiales, Symbiodiniaceae.
AUGAGCUUUAGUCCGGGUCGGCCUGAGCAGGUCCCGUCAUCGAAGGGCUUCGAGCACCUGGAGCACCAGGAUUCGACACAGCUCCGACGCUUCGUGGAGCGCCUGGCGAAGGUCUUGGACGGGCAGAUUUUGAGUCAAAAGCAGCUGAGCGCCUUCGUGGAGUGGUUCGCGCGCAGAGGCCCUACAAAAAAGGGUGACUUCGAGAGCUUCAAGAACUUGCUUCGUGAACAGACUUGGAUCCUCUGGCAUGCGGAGAGUCUCCCGCAGCAGCGGUGGAAGCUCCGGCGCUAUGGCAAUGAGACCACCCACGAGAUUGGUGCCACUGCGAUCGGCCCGGCGAGCACGGCGAGCAGGGCGAGCGCCAAGCGCCAGGAGCAGUGGCUGCGCAGUUGGCGAAAGCGGAGGCCGCCAUCAACGGAUGAGCUGAUGGCAAGCUUGGAGGCACUGGAGGGGAAUAGCCCAGUGGAGGGGAUCCCGGUGGAGCUCCAAGCGAAGAGGCAUCCGUUGACCGAGGCGGGGUAUCAGCAGGCCAUGGAGAACUACACGGACCUCUGCGUUUUCAUCCAGGAGCUGCUGUGCCAGAUGGGGGGCAAGAUCCUGCGGAAAGGGCAGCUGAUGCCUUUUACCUUUUGGUAUGCACGCCUUGGCUGGAAGACCUAUGCAGGUCUUGAUGGAUUGCUGGAAGUCCUGUUGCAGCAGACCUGGCUCCUUUGGCCAGAGGAAAGCUCGAGCGUGCAGGUGUGGAAGGGCCGCAUCUCCCUCCGGCGCAUGGCGAAGCGCCGGAGGAGCCCCAAGUGGUUCCUCGCGCGGUCGGGCCGUUUCGAGGGGAAGCAGCUGGUGAAGUUCUUUGGAGCGAAGUAUGUGGAGCCGAAAGAGUUUGGCCGCUUGCUGCUCUAUGCACGGCGGAGUCUGCUGAUGACCUCUGAAAUCUUGGGCUUGGCUGUGCGACGCUUGGGGCGCAUGAGAAUGUGGCAAGUGGCCUUCUUGCUGCUCAAUUCGGUGUGCAAGGCAGAACUUCAAGUUGAUACGGCCCCCUAUGUGUCGGCCGUGGAUGCUUGCCGGACGAUCGAGCGUUGGGACCUGGCAUUGGAGUGGUUGACAGCUGCCAAGCAGCAGAACUUGCCAGCGACCAAUGUGAGUAAUGCAGCGAGUGCGGCCAUUUUAAGGUGUCGAGGUCAAGCAGGCUGGCCACAAAUGCUUCAGCUGCUGAUGAAGCUCCUGGAUGUCCCACCUUCUGCAGAUCAAAUCAGCUUUGGGACGGUCUUGUCUGCCUGCAGCGAGUCGCAGAGUUGGGAACUGGCGAUCCAGCUGGUCCAGCUGAUGCAAGCCUCGCAGGUUUUGCCCGAUCUCGUCCCAUUGGCCUCUGCUGCCACCGCUUGCAAUCGAGCUGACACGAUGUUCGCCUGGCGCUGGUCCUUGCAUCUCUUCACCUUGGCGCGCUGGGUGGGGCACACGCCGAAUCUGCGGCUGCACAACUGCGCCAUCUCCGCUGCCAGCCGUCUUCCUGGUGGGAACUGGCCCUUAGCUAUGUUGCAGCUUCAAGAGAUCUUUGAGGCACGCUUGCAAGCUGACCGUGUGUCCUUUUCAACCGCUUGCGCUGCGUGCCAGAGAUCCGCGGCGGUGGAUCAAGCCUUCCGGUUGCUAAAGGAGCUCCCUAAAUCCAAGGUGCAGGCCUGCGCUCUCUUCUACAGCACGCUGGUCAUGACGGGGGUCAAGGUGCUGCGGUGGCAGGAGGCAGCGGCCUACUUGCCUCAAUUGAAAUCCAGCAUGAAGACCAGAGAAGCCUUCUUGGGAUCCAUGGCCGCCCGGCGCGGAACCCUUCACCGUUUUAAAGCAGUUUUAUGGUGA